UGCGCGGGCUUCCACGUGCGUGCGCGUGCGCGCCUGCCUUGGCGUAGCGCGCACGUGUGUACACAUCCACCACCACCACCGUCGCCUCUCCACGUCGCGCCGACAUGAACAUCGACACGCUGCUGGAGGCCGCGCGAUACGUGGAGUGGCAGGACAAGCAAGGAUCGCGCGCGGACAAGCUCGAGAUCUCGUUGGAGCGCGAUGUGGAAGGCCGGCUGUCGAACGGGGACCAUACCCCGCAUGUGUACACGCUCGUGCUACCCACCGGCGCGCUGCUGCCCUCCGCAGCGACGCCCUCCUCGGCUCGGCAGCCCACGAACGGCACGUGCGAUGCUCACACGGGCGAGCGCGUGCACGCCGUCUCGGCUGUCACCGGCGCCACUGCUCCGCCUUCGACCCUGCACCAUCACGGCACCCCCCAGGGCCCGGGGGGGGCGGCGGUGGCGGCGGCGGCGGCGGCGGCGGCGGCGGCAGUGCCGCCCCCAUCGGCCAGCUCGACAUCCGACCCGAGCAAAUUGACGCCCGAUUACAAGAGGUUCGCCCCAACGCAGCCUCUGUUGGCCGGCACAAAUGCCACACCAAGGUCCGGCCUGGGUGGUCGGGCUGCUCAGCAGCAGCAGCAGGCGAACGUUGCCACAGCGGGUGGGAUGAUGGCAGUGACGGUUUCGCCAUCGCAACCACCUCUCGCAGAGACUCCAGCCCCGAUCCCAGCCCCAGUUAAUGCUCGAUUUGCGAACCCAGGCCGCGUCCUGCUUCACCAUCAUCAGAACCAUCAGCAGCAGCAGCCCGCCUUGCUGCUGCCCGCGUCCACGUUUAAGGAGCCGUCGCUCUCUGCGGGUUCGGGCUCCGAAAGUCCCGGCCGAGCGUUCUCACAGGCCGCGGGGCCGGGUUCAGCGAGUCCGGGCCAAGCCGGGGUCACUGGCCAGUCGGCUCAGCCAGCGCUGCUACCGCCCAUGGCGCCCAGCAAGGUCGUACAGGCUUCGCCAGAUGAGCUAUUUCCAGCCGAUCAGAAGAGGAGACCAGGAGGUGCCGGAACGAGGGAAGUCCACAACAAGCUCGAAAAGUCCAGGCGCGCUCACCUCAAGGAGUGCUUCGACGCGCUCAAAAAGAUCAUCCCCAGCAUGGAGGAGAAGAAGACGUCAAAUUUGACGAUCCUGCGUGGAGCCCUGCGCUAUAUCCAGGUGCUCAAGCGGAAGGAGAAGGAGUUUGAGCACGAGAUGGAGCGGCUGGCCCGCGAGAAGAUCUCGUCACAGCAACGCCUUGCCGACCUGCGCAACGAGCUGGGCGAGAGCCUGGACUCGGCGCACAUUGAGAGCCUCCUGCGCCAGGCCAUGCCCCGCGGGCCCACACCGCGGCCGGGACACUCGAAUAGCCGCGGCGCCACCGCCGCCACCGAUGACGACGAGGAUGACUACGCGGAGGACGACGACGCGACCUCCACAGCCUCUGAGGGAGAAGAAAACGUGGAUGAAGAACUGGAGAAUUCUGGACCCGUCCUGCCUUCUGAAACACCAUCGUGGUUCCAAAAGACAGCAUCAUCCCAGAAUGUACCAUCCCAGCCUCUUUCCCAGAGUGCACCGAUGCAGCCUUUUUCCCAGAAUGUAAAGGUGCAGGCUUUUGCCCAGAGUGCGCCUUGGCAGGCCCUUCCCCACGGUGCAAAAGGACCGGCGGCCAGUCAGAACGCCACGGUGCAGAUCUUCGCCCAGCACACGGCAUUGCAGGCUUUCCCUCAGGGUGCUCCGGUGCAGGCCCCUUCCCACGAGCCGCCUGUACAGACCUCUCAAAACGCGGCCCUGCAGGCGUUGGCGCAGCACGCGACCGUGCAGACUCUAUCUCCACGUACCACGGUGCAGGUGCUCUCCCAGCUUGGCUCGCCAAUACAGGUGGCUUGCCACCCUGCGCCGCCAACCGCGCCGUCCAGUGCGACGCCUCGUAAAUCUCCACAGGCUACGUCACCGCAGCCGGCGGCGGCGGCGGCGGCGGCGGCGGCCGUCCGCCAGGUGCCAGCCGUCGGUCCGGGUCGGCACGUGGGCGCCCCGGUGUCCGCGGCCCAGCACGCGUCGGUGGUGCAGGCGGUGGGCGGCGCGGCGCCUCCCAGCUCCUCCCAGCAGCCCCUGCGGCCGCCGAAGCUGGCGACGGUAGUCGGCGCGCCGUCCCAGAAGCAGCACGCCCCGACGUUGCAGAACCACUACCACGCCGUGACGGUGACGCCGGCGACCGCUCGUGCUGUGGGCCCGGCGCCGUCGCACGCGCCGACGCUGCAUCAGAGCGUCGCGCAGCACGUGCUGACGCUGCCGCACGCCCUGGUGCACGACAAGGCCGGCGCGGCGACCACGCUGAGCCUGGCGGCGGCGGCGGCGGUGCCACAGAGGGCCGUCGCGUCCGGCCAAACGUCGGUCAUCCAGGCCCCGCUCGGCCACGCGCUUCACGUCCUCCGUCCCAUCAACCCCGACGUGGGCGGCAAGCCCACCCUGGGCGGCGGCACGAGCCUACAGGCGGCAGACAUUCGUGCCGUAUCUGCCGCGGGCCCCGGCUCCCCGGCGAUGAGCCACGCCGUGAGCGGGAGCCCCAAGGCGGCACCGCUGCUCAUCGGGCAGACCGGUCCGCUCGGACACGUGACGGGGGCGCACAUCCUUAUCGGGCGGCCCAGCGCCGCAGUGAUCCACGUGGCGCAGCCCGGCGUCCCGCAAGGCGUGAUCGGUGGGGUGGGACCAAGGGGCGGCCCCCGUCUGACGCGACCCCGGGGGGCCCCUCCAUCCGCGGUGACUCUGGAGGCUGCUCCGAAGGUGCCCACGCUCGUGCACCCUUUACCCGCCGGUGCUGUCGCCACCACCCACAUCAUCAGUUUGCCUGUCCUCAUCGGGCAAGGCAGCGGAGCGGCCGGUCAGCUGGCAGCUGCUUCGGUCCUGGUCGGACGGCCGGGCAGUUUGGUGGAGCCGCACGUCGCUCCCGCCGUCGCCUCCGCCUUGGCCGAUGCUCGCGCUGCUACCGCCAACGCCGCGGAUGCACAAGCGCCUGCCGGCGACGCACUUCCUGCCGUGGAGCAGCCCGAGCCAGCCGCUGCCACGACCGCAGUAGAGACGCAGCGAAACGUGACGCCCGCAGGAAGAGCUGCGCCGGCGCCGGCGUCGGCGCCAGCAGCAGUGCCAGUGACUGUGUCGGCGCCCUCGCCAGCGCCCUCGCCUGCCCCGCCGCCACGAGAUGCGGAAGCGCCGAAGUGAAGGGACGUUUCGUUGCGGCGUGGCCCAUGGACGAUUACGACGCCACGCUUUGUUUUUUUCGUUGCGCCUGUGCAGAUGUGCCCAUUGUGUAUUUGCCCGUGAGGUGUACGAGAACGGGCGUGGACGAAUUUGUGCACAAGUUAUUCACGAUGAUCGUUUGGGUAGUGCCGGUCGGGUACAUGAAUGACGUUGGUUACCGUGCAGUCGAACUAGUGUCUUCCUUUGGCAAAAAUGAUCCGAAGUUUUCAUUAUUGUCGAAGGUUUAAAUGUGUAGCUGAGCUAAUUUAAAUGAUAGAAACCAGCUGACAUUUGUAUAUUAUCGUAAUGUCAAUUUUAUAAUAAAUGGAACUUUUGUACAUAUUAAUUGCUGGUAUAUACUGUGAAGAUGUGGCAAGUGUGUUUAUUAUAAACCGACCCUGUGUGUUGCUUUGGGAUGCUUACUAAAGCUUUGCCCAGCUGCAUUUACACGAAGGAAAGAGUAAGCUCUUGAAAACGCUUAACUGAUGUAAUUUACAGUAGCCGAUGGUCAAAGUCUAUUAAACACUUAAUUUGUAAUAUUUUUUUUAUAUUACAGCAUAGCAUUUUGGUAUUUUGGCUAGUGCAAGCUUUACAUUCGAGAUAACUGUGCGUGAGGCAACGUGCGUAGCAGUGCAAUAUCCUGUGUCCUGUGCGAGUCCCUUGGGCGAGUCGUGGGGGCGCCGCACAGCGGAAACCAUCCCGCUCCCGUGUGGCGGUGGCUCACAUAGUCACAUCCCCCACCUUCCUCAACAACGAAACGUCUCUUGUCGGCCUCAGCGAUCUGCGCCCAGAGCUGGUUCACAUGACAACCAAGCCUCUGCCCGGGCAACGUGUUCUUUCGUAUGAACGCGUGGGUAUUGUUGACGACGGAAAUGAGAAGUCUGCAAUGGGUGAGCAAGCCAGGUGUGUUGUGGGGAAGUUUGGGAGAACUCUAGCUACGUGUUAUAGCUUAGCGACUGGUGGUAACCGAAAUGUUUCGACGGCCCCUGAAGCUGCCCUUGCUUUGGCUUUGUGUACACAGUUAUGUGUCCGUUAAGCCCAUAAGUCAUAGAAUAAUGAUUUUAUCUCGGUGGCUUAACUUGGCCCGAGGAGACCAGAAAUACAUUUUAGGCGAUUUUUUUUUGGUCCAAAACAUUUUCCUUUUUGCGACAUCACCGGAAAAAUGUAUCCAACUUGGCCAAUUUUGUUGUUGAAGGAUUUAAUCAUUGCCAUUGUGAAAUAAUAGAAUCUGAACAUGGGAUGUGGACAGUAAUCUCCCACAGGUAAAACAAACAUUGACCAUUGUAUUUCCCCUUUACUCAACAUCUUACAAUAUUACCCGUCCACGUAACAAAAGACAUACAGCUAGAACUCGGUCGGCAGGAUGACAUUGCCGCAUUCUUUGCAACCAAUGCGAGACCCCUCCGAAUUAGAUAACCCCUCCUCCCCCCCCCCCCCCCGUGCAAGGCACAACAAAGUAUCAAAACAUUACAUUCCAAGGCGCCUCGGACCAAAAUGAACAACGUUACAGCAGUACCUGGCGCAGCCGACAGAGGGAGAGAACGCAUCGCAGGCAACACGAGCUUUGACGUUUUCUGCAUUGUGCAAGCAGCAGAGUUCGCAUUGGGCAAGCUGUAAUUAGGAAGAAAAAAAACGAGUGGCCAAGCUUGUGUGCAAGAGAAAAAAAAGGUGUUCUUAACCAGUUGCGCAUAUUGUGCUCCAGCUCAUUCGGCUGUUUCGUAUUCCGGACCUGGCACCGAAUACAUUCGCAUGCCACACUUUUAACACGUGCCGCAAGCACACACACACCGCUGUUGAGCGUGGGGGAGGAGAGAUGCUCAUUUGACGACGCCGUGCGGAUUGGCUAUGCUUCACCGUGGCUUGUUUAAAUCGACUCGCAUACUGUCACCGUGACAAUAGAGGGACGGCGUUUUUUUAAAAUGCAUUUUUGCACUCGGAUAUUUUCUAACAAAACUGAAGGUUUUUUUUAAUGAAACAGGUUCUUUUAUUUUUGACCGGGCAUUGCAGCUGUACUGUUCUUGCGACCUUGCUCUUGUUUGUCUUGAAGCGGUCUGUCAUUUAUGAGCAGUCGGGGGGAUGGGGGGGGGUCACAUUAAGCGACCUGUAUUACCCUGGUUGAGCAUUGUAAUUCAGAUUGUGUGUGUGUGUACGUGGCGUACAUUGGUCUCGAUAACAUUUCCCAUUUAAACGGUGAGAAAAAGGGCGUUCAUAAAAAAAAUAUUAAUUACAUUUAGGAUUGUUGUAGCGUUAUGCCCAUUUUAAAGGCCUGCUGUGAUUCUAACGGCCACCCAGAAUAUGCCAAAAUACUCCGAAUGAUGUAUUAAUUAUCUCAAAGUUGAUGCCGACCAUCAAGCACUUGCCAAUUGCAAGACGUCUCAUCGUCAUCUUUGUCGAGGGAGGCUCAACUAAUUCAACACCCCCUGCCUCGAUGCUUCGUGGUGUUUGUUAUGGUGACGUUUCAUUCGCGUAACUGUUGUGUGUCAUAUGGCAGUCGCAGGUACUGAAAUUCACGGUACUGCAAUGCAAAUUUAUUGGAAAUAUUUACUGGCUCCGCCAUUGUACAACAGCCGUAUUUGUACAUCAGUUUAGAAUGGACGGCUGCACGUGAAAAGGUGGCUGUUGAUGAUUGAUGGUCUUGCGUCAAUCGAUCGAUAAUUGGGGGGUGGGUCUCAUCCAUCAACCAAUAAAGUGGGCACUUCACCAUCAGCCAGGAGAUACGACAUUCCGUGUAUAGCCUACCCCCCCCCCCCCAAUCCAUAACCUUGGUUUUGGGUAUGUGGUGGUUGUCCUAUAACUGUCUCCCAUCGUGGAAUGUGGAAUGUUUACAUCCUCAGGGCUGGCAAUGGAGAUUGAGCACGCCUCCCCCAUACUCACUUGAACGUGGUCACACUAACGAGGGAUUCAUGAGGAUACCAAAAUUUAGAAUACAACGAGAAAUGCUCUAUAGGUCAGUACAAUGAAAUUAGUUGGCAAAUUCCUGGACGUUGAAAUAUCUUUUUAGGGUGCGUACGAAAUGUUUUGUGUGUUUUACAUCCGAUACGUCUUUGGGUUGUGCCUCGUGUUGUUCGGCCUGAUGUGUGACGAUGCAUCCACGUGCUGUUUUGCUUCUGAUUCAGUUCCGAUGACGUACACGGGUGCGUCAUGACGUACGUCCAAUGGAAUCGAAAUAAAAACUUACGACAUACACGUACGUCAUGAUGUACACGUACGUCAUUGUGACGUCAUUGGAAGAAAAACGUAACGACGCAUGUGUACGUCGUAGGAAGGAGAAAAGGUUAAAUUACCCCUCAAGGUGUGGAUGAUGUUGGGAUGAUUAUUUUGCCACCGUUUGUGUAUUCAAUACUUUAAACAUUUUUUUUACAAAUGCAAAUAUUUAAUUGCCUUUAACUUGAGUGUGAACAUGAGUUAAAAAGUAGUAACACCAUUUUUUUAAGUAAGGCAUUGUCACUGGUCGAGAGUAAUUGUGGGAUGCUGAACAGGAGCAAGUGAUGUUGAUUUGCUUCUGUGCAUGUUCAGUUACCGACAACCGUUGCACAAGAUUGAAUACUCCAAUUUGAGUGUCCCUUAUGUUUUUGCAUAGUCAACUUCUUCAGCUGUACAAUAUGAGAUAUUGUCAUGUAUGUUGCCCAUGCAAAUUAAGGCACGUGAUUCAAUUAUUGAUGUAUUCACAUCUGAACUUAGGGCCGCUUUAAUCAUCUUGAAUUUUGCUGUAAAAUUGUCUCAACGGCAGCGCCAGGACGGAAUGAUACACGCCAGGUUUAAGUGAUCUUCCACAAAGUUGUACAAUGAACCGCAUUGCUGGGUUCAGCCAUUAGCGGAACAUUGGUUAAUCGAAAUGGUGAAUGCUCCUGAAAGUUUAAUUCUUCAGCAUAUAUUUAUGCAAAGGCUGACAAGUUUUAUUCUAUAUUAAGAUUUCUUGCAAAUUUGUACAGAAGUGAAAUGUCCAUUAAAAACAUGUUUUAAAAAUCUG
Messenger RNA from Petromyzon marinus (sea lamprey), 7209 nucleotides. RefSeq lists its product as uncharacterized. Gene Ontology annotation, biological process: regulation of transcription by RNA polymerase II. Lineage: Eukaryota; Metazoa; Chordata; Hyperoartia; Petromyzontiformes; Petromyzontidae. Gene Ontology annotation, molecular function: RNA polymerase II cis-regulatory region sequence-specific DNA binding; DNA-binding transcription factor activity, RNA polymerase II-specific; protein dimerization activity. The record is from RefSeq and is a predicted model, not a curated record.